CGUUGUAGCAUGCAUAGCCGCCGGCCGCCUGCAGAUUUGCAACCAUAGCAGCCUAUAGCCUAUAGAUUGGCGGCUCCAUCGAUCUCGAUCUCUGUCUCCACCUCCUUAGCUUAUUAUCCCAAUUCCCAUGCACGCAAGAAACACCAAUAAUUGAUCUUGGAGGUGAUCAAUGGCGGCGUUCGGCUGCGUCCACGCCGCCGCGGCUACCCUUGGCGGCGGCGCGCGGUUCGCGGUGCGCGUCCUGUGCGGCCGCUGGUUCAUGCUCUUCGCUUCCACCAUGAUCAUGACCACGAGUGGCGGCGCCUACAUCUUCGGCGCCUACUCCAAGGCGCUCAAGGCGUCGCUGGAGUACGACCUGGACACGCUCGACACCAUCGGCUUCUCCAAGAACAUGGGCAUAAGCCUAGGCAUCGUGUCGGGCCUCAUCAACGAGGUCGCCCCGCCGUGGGUCGUGCUGGUUACCGGCGCCGCCAUGAACCUGGCGGGCUACCUCAUGGUCUACCUCGCCAUGUCCGCCGCCGCUCAUCGGCCACCGGUGUGGCUCAUGUGCCUGUACAUAUUCGUUGGCACCGUCUCCCAAACGUUCGCCAGCACGGGGGCCCUCGUCACCAGCGUCAGGAACUUCCCGGACGACCGCGGCGUCGUGCUCGGCAUGCUCUUGGGCUACGCUGGGUUCAGCGGCGCCGUCUUCACGCAGCUCUACCGCGCCUUCGAUGGUGGUGGUGGCGGUGAAGCGGCCACGCUUUUGCUGCUCCUGGCAUGCCUCCCCACUGCCGUCUCGCUGCUCUUUAGCUUCACCGUUCGCGUCAUCCCACCACGACGACCACCGAUAAGCAGCAGCACGGCGGAACGCAAGGGCGUGCUGGGUUUCCUUGGCGUCUCUGUCCUCGUCGGCGUCUACCUCCUCGCUCUGAACGUUGUCGAGGUGAAGGCAGCGACCCGACUGCCGAGGCGUUUCUACCACGUCACCAACACCUUGCUCGUCCUCAUCCUCGUCGUCGGCCCACUCGUCGUCGUCGUGAAGCAGGAGUACCACCAGCAGACCUCAUCCCAUAGCCAUAGUACGCUUCAGCAAGACGUCCCCCGAGCUGUGCCGGGACCGGGAGAGCAAGAGAUCAACUACUCGGUUCGGCAGGCUCUUUGCAGCCAGCACAUGCUGCUGCUCUUCGUCGCCACCGCCUGCGGCAUCGGCGGCAUCAUGACGGUGGUGGACAACAUGAGCCAGAUCGGGCAGUCGCUGGGGCACUCGCAGCGCACCAUCACAAUGCUGGUGUCGCUCGUGAGCCUGGCCAACUACGCUGGGCGCGUGCUGGCCGGCCUGGGCUCCGACUACGUGGUGGCGCGCUACAGGCUGCCGCGCCCGCUGGCGCUCACCGCCACGCUCCUCCUCGCCUUCUUCGGCCACCUCCUCGUCGCCGCGGGCCUGCGUGAUGGCGUCUACGCCGCGUCGCUCAUCAUGGGCUUCUGCCUCGGCUCUCUAUGGACGGUGCUGUUCGCCGUCGUGUCGGAGGUGUUUGGGCUGAAGCACUUCUCCACGCUCUACAACCUGUCCACGUUGGCGAGCCCCGUCGGAUCCUACGUGCUGAGCGUGCAGGUGGCGGGCCGGAUGUACGACCGUGAGGCGCAACGGCAGGGCCAUCGCCGGCAAGACGAGCUCGCCUGCGUUGGGGUUCAGUGCUUCAGGGCAUCGUUCGAGAUCAUCGCCGGUGUCACGUUGCUCGGCGUGGCGGUGUCCAUGGUGAUGGCCUGGAGGACGAGGGCGUUCUACCAUGAUAGGACGCGGUUCUUAUUCAGUGCUGCUGCUGCUGAUGUCGCAGACACAGCCGCCACGACAGACAGCAGCAGCAGCAGGCAAGAAGACGAAAACAAAACGAUAGCUGCAAGUCAAAGUAUCGGUAUUUGCUAGAUAUACUCUCGUCGUCGUCGUAGCAAAGACAUUAGGAUACAAAAAGUCCUCUAUAUAUCUCUUGCAUAUCAUGCAGUGUGUGUCCAACAUGCGCUGGUACAAUCAUACUUCUUAAGGUGACACACCAUACUAAUUUAAAGCGAUGACGAGCUGAGUGUCUUGUCUUAAUAGUGGCGGUACACCAUGAUAGGAGCUCAGUACACUUCUAUGUAAAUUUGUUACAUGAAAGUAACAAUGUACUAUCUAGUCAUGGCUAACAUUCCUCGGUUCUGAUAUGACUGUCUAACUAGAUAUAGUCUUAAAUGUGAGAACACCUCUACAUAGUGGCAUCGGUUACGCCUGCCAUUUAAUGGAGGGAGUGUCCCAAAGCACCCUCUCCUUCCAUGUAAUGGAACAUAAUUUGACAUCUUCUCUACAA
Messenger RNA from Zea mays, 2324 nucleotides. Its product is annotated as Major facilitator superfamily protein. Bases 170 to 1906 code for a protein of 578 amino acids. Gene Ontology annotation, cellular component: membrane. The record is from RefSeq and is a predicted model, not a curated record. NCBI's taxonomy places the organism in Eukaryota, Viridiplantae, Streptophyta, Magnoliopsida, Poales, Poaceae. The transcript has a single exon.